CGGGCAUGGCUCUCCAGGGUCACAUAAAAGGGGUCUGGGCUCAUCAAGCCUUCCGAUGAGCUCUUCUUCAGGCACGGCUCAUUGAAAAAUCACUCCUCCAGGAAAACAAAGAUGCCACAGAAUAUCCUCCUUCCCCAGGGUCUCUUGCCCACCACGUCGAUGCGCCUGGGCCGUUUCAUAGUGACCGUCGACGACCCCCAUUUGUCGCCGUUUCAUGAUCCAAAAAUCGAAGUCAGGCCGGACAGCGACAUAUUCAAAUCGACGUUUCUGAACUACGAUGGAGACCAGCAGGCCGGCUCCGGCAACAAGUUCGCGGCCGGUCUUCCAAGCCUUCUCAACGGGUCAGUCACGAGGAAGACUGGAAGGUCGUGCGCGGUCCGUGCCGACAGCGUGACAACCUACCAACUCAUAAACCCAGUUCCCCGAUUCAGAGAAGCGGUGAGAGAUGAUGCGACGCGUAAGUGGUUCGAAGGGCGGAAAGACGAGGGUUGUGACGACUUCUAUUUCGUGGUCGGCUACCACGUCAUGGCCAACGCCGUUAUCGAGAUAGGCAAAGAGAAGAGCAGUGGUGCCUCGGGACGGCUCAACGUCCCGGUUUCCAUGGCGCUUGCCGCUGGGGGCAUUCCGCUCCCCGUCGGGGGCAUCACGGACCCCCAGUUUGAGGCGGAAUACGAGAGAUCUCGAGGAGGCACUGUCCGAUUCGAAGCCCCCGGUGAGCGUGUUUCCGCCCUGCAAUACCGCAAGGUCUCGUUCAAGUGGUUCUCCAGCAGGAACAUCGACAGAGCCACCCUGGCCAAAGAUAACGUGUGGGAGAGUCUACUCAGGGUGAAGGGCGAGACAGGGGAGGAGGAGGAGGAGGAGGAGGACAUGGCCCAAGUGGAGCUAGAGGAGGACGAAGAAGAGGGAGACAAGACUGUCGCCGAGAACUUGCGCUAAGAUGGUCUCGGAAAAUGGUGUUUGUAAACUAGUGUUCAACGACAACGACAAGCUCCUCUUUCCCAGCUCCUUUGGCAUCCCCCCC
This is a messenger RNA of Thermothelomyces thermophilus ATCC 42464, 1021 nucleotides long. RefSeq lists its product as uncharacterized. Bases 112 to 936 code for a protein of 274 amino acids. NCBI's taxonomy places the organism in Eukaryota, Fungi, Ascomycota, Sordariomycetes, Sordariales, Chaetomiaceae. The transcript has a single exon. The record is from RefSeq and is a predicted model, not a curated record.